CACCGAUUAAAUCCCUUCAGUCAAAUCCAAACGGCGGUGGAAAAACAAAAGCAUUCUGGUGAUGGCUUGCUUCAAUGGAGUGGGAACAUACUGAUCCCCUUGAUUCCAACAUGGCUUUGCCUCCCCCCGGAAUCCAUGAAAGCCUCAGCCGAGGUUCAAACAACAGCAACAAACCACGGCAUCAGCAGCAGCAGCAGCAGCAUCAGCAGCAGCACAAACGACCGAGGACCAAAGCCAAUGCCCUCUGCGCUGGAUUGGUCCUCGCCGGAUUAUACCAAUUGUCAUUCCUGAGUCCCCUAGGGAGGCAGUUUUCCUUUUCCACGGCAUCGGAUUUUGUCCCGGCGACUGCACCCGCAGCCCUUGCUCCAACGGGAGCAAGCGAAGUCGGAGCCAACAACAUCGGCGAAGCCCUCACCAGCGAACUUCGCACCAGCGAAGUCCGCGGACCACGCAGCCGUCCCUGGCUGGUCCUCCACGUUGGACCACCAAAAACCGCCACAACGACCAUCCAGGACGGGCUGGCAUCGUGGCCAGUGCUGGAAACCCUCGCCGCGGAGGACAACAUUUACUAUCUGGGCCAGAAGCGCGGGCCGAUCCAGACGGUUUUGGUGGACGGCGGCGGCGACGACCGGCCGGCGGCAGAUGGACACAGCAGAAGCAACGAGACCGUCGUUACGCUCUUUCCCAUGACGGAGCUCUUUUCCUUCAAGUUUCGGAACAAGUACAGCUACCUCCUGGAGAUUUUGCGAGAGCACUCGCGGCUCGGACGCAACGUGGUGAUCAGUUCGGAACACUUCACGUCGCACUUUCGCAUGCAGAGCAACGGGGACUGGCUAAUGGAUGGAAUUUUGUUGAGGGGCGAGGGGGGCACGACAUCGACAUCGACAGCGACAGCAACAGCCGCGACGUCGACGAACGAUCCCCUCUUCCACCCCUCCGGCGUUUCGACCGGGGGCGGGACCCGCCGCAUCUAUCCGCCGCGGAAAAAAGGACCCGACGUCGUCCCACGAAAGAAUGCCAAGAAGGGYAAAGCGAGGCGGUCGUCGCGCAAAGUCGAACGAAGGCUCCACGAACACACCAACGCCACACACCAGAGCGACGACGGGGACGAGGACGGCGACGGCUUUGGCUUUCGGGUCAAGGUCGUGGUGACCUACCGGCAUUUUUUCCAGUGGCUGCCCUCCCUGCAUUAUCAGCGGUACCAAGSCUCGAUGGGAAAGCUCUUUGCGGAUCCCGAUGCGGAUCCCAGCAAAGCGGCGCGAGCCGUUCCGGGGAUGGCCGACUACAUCGAAUCCUUUCUGCGCGAAGGGGCCGGCGAAACCGAGAAAGACCUCGAUACCAUUCGUCGGUACCAGCGGCUCUCGGGAAGCCUGUACGCCUACCAAAUGUGGUCCUCCCGGCCCGAGCUCUACGACAAGAUCGACGUCUUUGAUUUCCACCAGCAGCCCUACUACCCGGGCGGGGACGAAAGGGSCAACGCGACCGCCUGGCAAAGCGUCGGGGGCGGCUCAAGGCACGUCCUGCGCGACUUUUGCUGCCAGGUCCUGCCCACGGCGUCAAGCACGUGCUCGUACCUGGUGGACGACGCGGCCUCGGGGCACCCCCUCCAUGCUUCCGUGAAGCGCAAGAGCGUCCAGGGGGCCCUCCUCACCCAGCAGGACCGGGCCCGGAUCGUCCGGCUGGCCCGGUGGAAGGUCCCGGACCUGCUCGCGGAAGCGAGGCCCGGGUGGGAGAAGGCAAGCUUCAGGCCGGAGGACGUCCUCUUCCGGAGGAUCGAGGAGUGGUCUUCCCUGCCUGCAAACGACACCGAAGGAGGCCACGAGAGGGCCCUCCCGACGGUCUGCCCGAGCGAAAACACCCUGCGGAAGCUGAGGGAUCGGUCCGUGUAUUUUCUGGAGGAAAUGGUGCGCCUCGUGAGGGAGCAUUCCCUUUCCCGGAGGAAGCGGCGGAAGCACGCCGGUGCCGGAGGCGGGGCCCAGAGCCUCCACGGCGACGACGACGACGACGACGACGACUUGUUUCGAUCCUCGUACCACCCCGACUCGUCGGCAAGCAGGGACCACCUCCUCCUUUCCCGCCGGUACCGAGAGGAGGACGGCGCCCCUGGCUUGCCCCCGGAAGUCGUGAAAGCCCACGACGCGUCCUUUGAGGAGUACGCUUCGAGCGGGAAAUUCUGCCACGUCGACGUGGACAAGCUCUUUGGCGACGAGGGCUUUGUCGGAUACGUCUUUGGUCCGUUGUAGAGCACGCACGCACACACUUUCGCACUUUUGCACUUUUGCACGCACACACUUUUGCACGGAGCAGCACUGCUGUAAACUACGUACUGUGCUCGAGAACCACCCGGGCACGAACGAACGAUGGGCCGAUUCUAGGUCCAAUGGCACGGCUCUCGUUCCUGCUUGCGUGCAGGAAUUACCGAAAGGCGACUUUGUGCCUGCAUACCUCGGGAAGCAAAGCAAUGGGAAAGCAAUGCAAGAAAGAACCACAAGAAAAAUGAUUGCUGUACUGCCUGUUUCUUGGCAACAACUCGUCCUGCCCUGGUAGAAAACAAGAAACAAGCAAUGGCAACAAGAAACAAAAAAAUGGUAAAAUCGAAUCCUAUUCCAGUAGUUGUUUUUAUGGCAUCGCAAGUGAAGUACGUAGUCUGCCUCAACCCAGCUCUAAAUCAUAAA
Molecule: messenger RNA, 2675 nt
Organism: Pseudo-nitzschia multistriata
Lineage: Eukaryota; Bacillariophyta; Bacillariophyceae; Bacillariales; Bacillariaceae
Source: the annotation of a GenBank genome assembly